CACAAGCAUUACUCAUUCUGAUUGGCUGGAUGGGAGAGAGCUUCGACUAUCAACAGGUGAUUCCAUUUCCCGGGAGUUCUGGACGUGCACGUUGUGGAGAAAAGCAAAUUCUGUCAUGCCACGAAGAACUACUCCCCUUCAGGAUGCCAUUAAUCAGAUCCUUGCAGGAAGAGACAAGAAUUCAAUGUUAGAAAUCAAAUAUAUUAAUCCAGUUAAAGGUCGUGGUAUCUUCACUUUAGCUGCUUUCAAUCAAGGAGACUUUGUGGUGGAGUAUAGAGGGGAACUCAUUGAUGAAGCUGAAGCUGAACAUAGACGUAAACUGUACCACAAUGCAUGUUCGAUCUUCAUGUUUGACUUCAUAUGGAAGCGGAAGACAUGGUGUAUUGAUGGAGCACUUGAAGAUGGGUCAUUUGGGCGACUGGUAAACGAUGAGCACAGGGCACCAAAUUGCAGAAUGAAGUUGAUCGAAGCAGAAGGGAAGCCACAUCUCUGCCUUUUUGCACUGAAGGAAAUUACUAUAGGAACUGAAAUAACUUAUGACUAUGGUGGGAAAGAAUGGCUCUGGCGUCAGAUUCCCCCUACUGUUACAAGCACUGCUGCCCAAGAGUCUAUUAAAGACCAUUUUCAAGACCAAAGCAUGUCAUCCACAGUCUCUAUUGAAGAGACCAGAGAGAGACCAGAAGUCCAGUUCUGCAAUAUAACAUCAGGCAUUUCUGCUUGUGAGACACAGCUCAGUGGUGCAAGCAUCCCUUCUGGCCAAUACUCCAUUGCAGAGCUUGGUGACCACGCCAAUGACUUGGAACCCAAUGUGUCCUCUACAGACUUAUUCAGAAACACCGAAUUGAGAGCAGUGUGUCAGUCAUCCAGUCCCACACCAAACAGCCCUGAGCAUGAGGUGCAUUGUGUCAGAGGUCAAUGUAACACUUCUUCUGCGAAAGAGGGGUUUGGAGAAAUUGCUGUCCAGCACCAGGAGAUUUCACCCCCUACGUUCUCAACAGAUCUUAACAGUGAGACCGAAUCGAGAUCAGCAUGUCAAAGAUCUAGAGCCGCACCAAACAACUCUGCUUCUGAGUGUACAAUCCAUAAGCUGGUUUUUGAAUUGGUAAGAGUUGACAAAUGCUGGAUAUGCCAUUCACCUAUGACAUCUAUCAGAUGGCAAGGUGUAAGAUGCAAACAAUGCUCUGGUGUGUGGCAUAAAAUCUGCCUCCAAAAAUCCUCAGAAGACUGGGAUAUAACAGAUGCUGUACCUUUGUACGAUACUACAUCUAGGAAAUUCACCUCAGUGUCGCUGAUUGUGAAUUUGAUCUUAAUGGAGCUUUGA
Molecule: messenger RNA, 1321 nt
Organism: Misgurnus anguillicaudatus (oriental weatherfish)
Lineage: Eukaryota; Metazoa; Chordata; Actinopteri; Cypriniformes; Cobitidae
Source: RefSeq, a predicted model, not a curated record